AUGACCAUCACAUACACAAACUAUGUGGCCAGUGCUCGCCUGGGCUCCUCUUUAAGCUUGCUCCUGUGCUGGCGUGGCAGUAUCUACAAACUACUCUAUGAAGAAUUCUUCAUCUUCAUGUUUCUCUACUAUGGCAUUCACUUUGUCUAUGGGAUGGCCCUCUUGUGGGAUCAGUAGGUGAUGUUUGAGAAGCUGGCUCUGUACUGUGACAACUACAUUCAACUCAUCCUUAUAACCUUUGUGCUGGGUUUCUACUUGACUCUGGUAGAGACCCGCUGGUGGAACCAGUUCGAGAGCUUGCUGUGGCCAGACCGACUCAUGACGCUGGUGUUAGGCUUCGUGGAGGUCAAGGACGAACAAGGCCGGGCACUGCGUUGCAGGCUUGAUCUGGGCCAAGUGCUCAUCACGCGCAGCGUCAAUAUCGCAGUCUACAUGUGCUUGCCCAGUCUCGAACACCGGGUGCAAGCAGGUUUUAUGAUCCCCGGUGAACAUAAGCAAUUGCAGAACUUGGGCGUACCACACAACCCAUUCUGGGCGCCCUGGAUGUGGUUUUCCAGCCUGUUAAUGAAGGCCUGGACUGGAGGUUGAAUCCGGGACCCUAUUCUCCUCUCUCCUGCCCUUCAGGAGAUGGGCAUCCUGCAUAGUCAGUGUAGACAGCUGUAUGCCUAUGGCUGGAUCAGUAUUCCACUGGUGUACACAUGGAAGGUGACAGUGGCAGUGUACAGCUUCUUCUUUGCAUGCCUGGUUGGGCGGCAGUUUCUGAACCCAGCCAAGAACUACGCAGGCCACCAGAUGGACCUUGUGGUGCCUGUCUUCACAAUCCUGCAGUUCUUAGUCUACAUGGGCUGGCUGAAGGUGGCGGAGCAGCUCAUUAACCUCUUUGGAGAGGAUGAUGAUGAUUACAAAACCAACUUUAUCAUUGACAGGAAACUGCAGGUGUCCCUGUUCUGUGUGGAUGAUGUGCAUCAAGACCUACCUCCACUGGAGAAAGACAUGUAUUGGAAUGAGGUACCUACCCCCCCCUACACAGCUGCUUCUGUCCAGCACCGGAGACCUUCUUUCUUGGGUUCCACCUUUAACAUCAGCUACUUCAAAGAUGACGAGGAGGAGGAAGAGGAGGCUAUUGGCUGCUUCCUAGGACAGCAGUCCAAUGACCACCAUCCUCCCAGAACAGACUCACAGACCAAACUACUAUGGUCCAGGAAAGAAUCCAACAGCCAGCCUAAGAAUGCCAAGCAGAACCCUAUGGACCAGGAAGACAACGGUGCCUGUAAACUUAAGGGGCUGGAUGCCUUUAGGUCUACUUCAAUGUUUGAGAGGCCAGUCUACCACAGUGCCCCCCAGACACCCCUCAGUCAUACUCCCAUGGUCUUCCCUCCUCAGCAGGCAGCACUCUCCAAACCUUACUUAGUCUCUAAAGCCAACAACUCAAAUUGGCCUAUGCCUUCUGGAGCCAAGGACACUUUUGAAUUGCUCCAAGGUGAUGGGGCUUCCAUGGAGCACCCAGAAGUAGGUCCCAGGAAGAGGAAAACUGUGGAGUUUAAGCUGGAUAUUCCAAACAGCCCCAGAGACCAUCCCAAAGAAGUGCAUUUCGACCAAGUGCCAAGCAACACACACACUAUACUCAAAGAGUAUGUAGAUCCCCCUCCUGCCCCGGAAAACAGGUCUGUCCACCCAAACCAGGGCUGCAUUCCCUGGAGCAUAGUUCCAUUUCUCCGAGCCUUCCUCCACAAUUUCCCAGGAUUUCAUUAG
Nannospalax galili (Upper Galilee mountains blind mole rat) is the source of this 1752-nucleotide messenger RNA. RefSeq names its product bestrophin 1 (gene Best1). NCBI's taxonomy places the organism in Eukaryota, Metazoa, Chordata, Mammalia, Rodentia, Spalacidae. The record is from RefSeq and is a predicted model, not a curated record. Gene Ontology annotation, molecular function: chloride channel activity.